Lonchura striata (white-rumped munia) is the source of this 1413-nucleotide messenger RNA. The record is from RefSeq and is a predicted model, not a curated record. Lineage: Eukaryota; Metazoa; Chordata; Aves; Passeriformes; Estrildidae.
AAAUUCAAGAUAAGUGAGGGAAUGGAGCUCUGAUACAGCCAAAGCUGUAAAACCACUUCCACCUGCCCUAUGACCCCACUGAGCCUUGCAAAAAGACAGGACAGGCCACACAGAGGAGCCAGCAGGACAGGAGUGAGGAGCUCCUGGUGACCUGGGCACUUUCUCCUUCAUGUCACUGACCUGGCAGGAGCCGCUUUAGGACAUGGAUCCCAAAGGAGCCAGAGGUUCCAGGAAGCGCCGCUGAUCUGCACAGACCCCUUUGCCUGCUGCUGCCCCACAGGGAACAGGGAGCUGCUGAGGAGCCUCAUGGUCCAUCCCUGGAUUCUCCAAGCACGGACUCCCCAUCCACUCUGACCACAGCCAGGGCCACAUCCCACCACCUGCCCAGCGUCCAUCCAUGGAGGUGACCACCAUGUCCCUGCCUGCCAUCUCACCCACUGAUGGAGAUGAUCUGUGUGAGGCAGAUGUCCCCAGUGUGGCCAUUCACAGUGUGACACUGCUCAUCUGCCUCUGUGGGCUGGCCGGGAACGGGGCUGUGCUCUGCCUCCUCCAACUGAAAAUUUGUAUCUAUCGCAUCUUCACCCUGGCUGUCAUUGACUUCCUCUUCCUUCUCCUCACAGUCCCCUCUGCCCUGCUCUUCCUGGUGGAGGACAUGUUCUGCUCUCCUCUUGUGCCCCUGCUGUAUUUAAAUUUUCUUUUCAAGCUGUCUGGUGUCUCCUACUACUGGGGGCUGUACUGGCUGAUGCCCAAUACCCCUGUGGUGUAUAUGGAAAAGAUCUUCCAGCUCUGCUGCCGCUGUGAACUUCCUGAGCGCCUGUUUUGGGUGCUGGACAGUGUUCAAUCCUGGGCCUUCUUUGCUCUCUUCACUGUCCUUCCCACGGUGACAUCCCUGUGUCCAUCAGAGGAACAAGGGCACUGCCAGGCAGCUCUUAUCUCCAUGUACACCAUCAUCCUGCUCCUCUUUGUUGCACCCAUGGUCAUUUCCAGCACAGUUCAUUUCAUUAAGGCCAAGUGGGGCUCCCAGCAGCAGCAACCCACGAGGCGUGACAUCGUUACUGUCCUCAUUGUGCUCCUCACUCUCCUCCUCAUCAUCUGCGAUUUCCUGCAGCAGCUCGGUUACCUCGAUGUACCCUCCCUGUUUUUUUUCCUGUUCCCCUGCAUCAACAGCAGCAUCAAACCCUUCAUCUAUUUUUUGGUGGGGAGGUGCUGGAGGCCCUGCUCUGUGGGGUCCAUCCGGCUCUCCCUCCAGAGGGUCUUUGAAGAGCAAAAAGAAAAAAGUGGCAACACAAAUGAUCCCACCAUGGACACAAUGAUCUGAGUCUCUUGGUAGCUUGCCCUGCACGGCUGAGGGACCCUGGGACUGUGGCUGAGGGAUUCCUUAAGUCACCUGAAUAAUAAAUAUCCAGAGCGUCA